AUGGCUAUUUCUGUUUUGGAAAUCACUCCCUCGCCGGAACAAAGUCCAUCGAGGAUACCAUCUCCUGCCGAAGUUGAGGAUGCAUGUUAUCAACCACUUCCUCCGCGGCGCUGGCACCAUCUUAUCCUCGACACCCUCACACCUAUGACUCUGAGAUUACGAUCUCAGCCUCAUCCUCAACCUACAUACGCCUCCGAUAAACCUCGAACUUCAUUCGCCAAGGCGAAAACAGAAUAUGUCGUCAUAGAGACUCCUAUAUCGUUAUCAGGACGGGAGCCAUUGCUUGCGAAAAGACCUGUUUCUGUUGUUGCGAUCAUCAGACUGGCAUGCGUACUCAUCCCUGUGAUAAUCUUGUGUCUCUUUGGUAUCUUACACAUAGUAUCCUGGCUGUUUGACGGAAAUACCUUGCUCGUGGUGACCGACUUGGCUUUCUUGCCAGACUGGGGGCAUGACGGAAGAAUCGGAGGUGCUCUAGCACAUUAUCCUACCGAUGCCACCCGAGAUGUUAUGCCAAUCCCUGUGCAUUCACACAACGACUACUGGAGGCGGAUACCUUUGUACGAAGCCCUACACUAUGGAUGCACGGGUGUUGAGGCAGAUGUCUGGCACAUUGGUGAUGAUCUGUUCGUGGGUCAUCACACAUCUUCCUUGACCCCGAAUCGCACAUUCACCAGCCUCUAUGUGGACCCCCUUAUCGAGCUGCUGGAUAAGCAGAACUCCCUGACUACUUUCGGUCAAACCAAAAACCAAGGAGUCUUUGAUGAGGACCCGGAUCAGACACUGGUUCUGCUUGUUGACAUGAAGACCCACGGUCCGGAUACCUUCCACAAGGUGGAAGAGCAACUCGAAGGUCUUCGCGCGAAAGGCUACCUGACCCACUUCAACGGUACUCAUACAAUUCCUGGAGCAAUCACCGUAGUCGGAACAGGAAACACACCCUUCGACACAUUGACAGAGAACUCAACCUACCGCGAUAUUUUCUACGAUGCCCCUUUGGCAAUGCUCUACGAGUCUUCUCCGCUAUCACUCUCCGACAUGAACGACAAUACCGACCUCAGCACAGAAGUCGACGACUACCACCCAUCCUCGGCAGGACAAGGCAAAACUGGCCUACCCGCAAACACACCAGCCUCCGCCUUCAAUAACAGAACAUCAUACUACGCCAGCAUCAACUUCAAAAAGUCCAUCGGCCGCGUCUGGCGCGGCAAGCUAUCAGACAAGCAGAUGAAGCUCAUCCGUGGGCAAAUCAGAGGAGCCAAGAAAGCAGGUCUCAAGGCCAGAUAUUGGAAUACGCCAAACUGGCCUGUCAGUCUGCGUAACCAUGUCUGGCAUGUUUUGGUGCAAGAGGGCGUUGGUAUGCUCAAUGCUGAUGAUCUUGAGGGUGCUGCGAUAGAGGAUUGGAGACGGUGGAAGCGUGAGUGGUAUGUGUGA
Molecule: messenger RNA, 1431 nt
Organism: Aureobasidium namibiae CBS 147.97
Lineage: Eukaryota; Fungi; Ascomycota; Dothideomycetes; Dothideales; Saccotheciaceae
Exons: 3
Coding region: 1-1431 (476 amino acids)
Biological process (GO): lipid metabolic process
Molecular function (GO): phosphoric diester hydrolase activity
Source: RefSeq, a predicted model, not a curated record